CUGGGCAGGCCCACAUUACUAUAUUCAUUCCCUCUGCAAAAGUUGCUGCUCGUGACCAAUGCUGCCUGAACUUUUGAUUUUUGUUCUUGUCUGUUAUGCACAAUCUGGAGAAACAAAAACCUCUGAAGAAUGGAAAAAAUUGAUGGAAAAAAGUGCAGCAGAGUGUAUUGGAGAACUUAAAUUGGAAAAUGAAAUGAGUCCAAGUUUUUCGAUGAGAAUUUUGGUGAAUCUAACCCAGCCAGAGGAAUUCUCUGAAAAUUUAAAGUGCAUCACAAAAUGCGUAGCGGAGAAAUUUAAUGGACAGGAACUUUCAAAUGCGGAAGCAUUCAUUGAACGAGAUAUUGAAACGGCCAGGGAUGUGUUAAAAGCUGAAAAUUUGUCGCCCACGCAAAUUGACUCGUACGUCCAAGCAAAUGAGCCGUGCUAUGAAAAAUUUAGACGCUCUGGCAGAAAUGAUUGUGACACUUACUUGACGCUUUAUCUUUGCUCAAAAGGAGCAUUGGUUGAAAUUAUGCAAAUUAAUUGAAAUAAAAGUUGAAGAAAUUAUAAAAAAAAUGCAAUGUGUU
Neocloeon triangulifer is the source of this 566-nucleotide messenger RNA. RefSeq lists its product as uncharacterized. The transcript is spliced from 6 exons. The record is from RefSeq and is a predicted model, not a curated record. Lineage: Eukaryota; Metazoa; Arthropoda; Insecta; Ephemeroptera; Baetidae. Gene Ontology annotation, molecular function: odorant binding. Bases 59 to 526 code for a protein of 155 amino acids.